This is a messenger RNA of Phalaenopsis equestris, 825 nucleotides long. RefSeq names its product 50S ribosomal protein HLP, mitochondrial. The coding region runs from base 254 to 763 and encodes 169 amino acids. NCBI's taxonomy places the organism in Eukaryota, Viridiplantae, Streptophyta, Magnoliopsida, Asparagales, Orchidaceae. The record is from RefSeq and is a predicted model, not a curated record. Gene Ontology annotation, molecular function: structural constituent of ribosome; large ribosomal subunit rRNA binding. Gene Ontology annotation, biological process: translation. Gene Ontology annotation, cellular component: ribosome; mitochondrial large ribosomal subunit. The transcript is spliced from 4 exons.
UUAUGGUCGUUGGCACAGCAGCCCUCGUCCCCUUUCUACACGAACGCAGGUGCGGGGUGGCGGCGCAACACAGAUAAUCGGGAAACAGAGCGGAACUCAGAUGAAGCAAAGUACAGCGGAAGGAUAACACUGUGGGCGUCUGAGAAGGUGUUCGUUGGGCCCGAGAAGGCUGCUUGCGAUUGCCGGUGUUUUUCGAACAAGGAAGGGGUUGACCAAUUCAGUAAUAUUGGUGUUUAAAGUCUUUCCAGAAGAAAUGGCGGCAUGUGUUGCAUCAAAAUGGUCCAUGGCUGUUGGCCGCUCAUUGCUGGGGAACCUAAGCAACAAUAAACUUGGGUCUCUUGGCAAACCUCAUGAUAUAACAAGCCUCGGGUACAGUGGUCUCUUCUUUCAGCUCAGAACAUUCAUUCAGAUGAGGACAAAAUUAAAAGUUGUUGAUAACUCUGGUGCAAAGUGGGUUAGGUGCAUUCAAGCUUUGAAAGGGAGGAAGGGGGCACGAUUAGGUGACACUAUAAUUGCAUCAGUUCAGGAAGCACAACCUCGUGGUAAAGUAAAGAAAGGAGAGGUGGUAUAUGGCGUUGUUGUCCGUGCAGCCAUGCAACGAGGACGCUGUGAUGGAAGCGAGGUUAAGUUUGAUGACAAUGCUGUGGUUCUUGUAAAUAAGCAGGGAGAGCCGAUAGGGACCAGGGUUUUUGGCCCAGUACCUCAUGAACUCAGAAGGAAAAAGCAUCUUAAGAUUUUGACUCUGGCCGAACAUAUUGCUUAAUGUGGUAUGCAGAUCUUUGAGGAAGUUUUUUCUAUUGAAAUUUACGAGUAUAUUGAACUUCA